Messenger RNA from Hordeum vulgare subsp. vulgare (domesticated barley), 967 nucleotides. Its product is annotated as chaperone protein dnaJ 8, chloroplastic-like. The transcript has a single exon. Bases 279 to 758 code for a protein of 159 amino acids. NCBI's taxonomy places the organism in Eukaryota, Viridiplantae, Streptophyta, Magnoliopsida, Poales, Poaceae. The record is from RefSeq and is a predicted model, not a curated record.
AGCCCAAACGUGCCGCUCCUUCCGGCGAGCCGGAACCAACCGCAACCGCCUCCUCCUCCGUCCCUAUAUAAGGCCGGCGCGCCACCACGCGGCAGCCUCAUCCAUUCUCUUCCAAGUUUGCAGCCACACAGCAUUCCACCUCCACCACACCACGCGCGCGCGCGGUCAACAGCACACAUCCCGAUCCAAACCUUCCUCCCACCCUCACCUUCACCUCCGUCGCGCCUCGUCCCGAUCCAUCGACUCCGUUUCUUCCUUGCCGCGCGCACAGCACAUCCAUGGCUGUCGCCGGAGGAGGGGUGGUGCUGAGCCUGCGCGGCCCGUCGGCGUCGGCGUCGCCGGCGGCGGGGCGGCUGCGUAGGGCCUCGUCGUCGCCGUCGGUGAGGUGCGGGGCGACGCGGGAAAGGUGGCCGGCGGCGGCCCCGUACGGGGCGCUGGAGGAGGACCACUACCGGGUUCUGAGGCUGGAGCCGGGCGCCUCCAGGGGCGACGUCAAGAAGGCCUUCCACCGCCUCGCGCUGCAGUACCACCCGGACGUCGUGCGGCGGCAGGGCGGCGGCGACGACGGCCAAGAAAGCAGCAUCGUGGAGUUCGAGCGGAUCAACGCGGCGUACCAUACGGUGAUGCGCAACAUGCGGGAGGCGGAGGCGACGCUCGAGUACUGGCGCCGCCGCUACGGCCUCGCCGACGAGGACCUCGACCGCUACCGCCACUACCUCAACGACGGCGACGAGGACGACUGGUUCGCCGACUUCUGAAAUCUUCAAGGGCCGCCGCGAUUCCUGCCAUGGCAGAGGCAGCAGCACUGUAAAUAAUUUGUGAAACGUCGCUCUCUGCUUCUCUCCACUGUUUUAUUGUGGAGGGAAUAGACGUAGAAAGAAAAUUCAGGGUUCUAACUAAUUGUAAUUGGAACAUUUUCGAUCUCCUUGUCAUCAAUACAAUAAAACGUAGCAGGAAUUAAUCUAAA